Molecule: messenger RNA, 5414 nt
Organism: Syngnathoides biaculeatus (alligator pipefish)
Lineage: Eukaryota; Metazoa; Chordata; Actinopteri; Syngnathiformes; Syngnathidae
Gene: rabgap1l
Product: RAB GTPase activating protein 1-like
Exons: 26
Coding region: 234-3329 (1031 amino acids)
Source: RefSeq, a predicted model, not a curated record
GCAGCACUUGCGCUCCAUACAACCGGAAAGCGUGCAGUUGAGCCAGAGAGUGAUGCGUCUUGUCAGGAUAUACGAUCUCCGCUGCGCCCUGUGAGCGUAGACGAUCUUCGCCGAACUCUUGACAGCUAGCAGGCAACUCCUCAUCGCCACAAGCAAAACUGGCUGAACAAGGGAAGGAAGGGGAGCGAUCCAAUUGAAGUCUCCCCUGCACUUCCUGAGAAGAGGAGUCAACCAUGGAUGACACCUCCUCUCUGAGCAAAGUCAGCAGUUCCACAGAGUCUGUGGCCACCGUCACCAGCGAGGAGUUUGUCCUGGUACAGCCCAGUGCUACUGGGUCACCACAGGGCACCGAGGGAAAACCGAGGCUUAAGAUGUCUCUGAAUGGUAGUGAGCAGCUAGAGAAAGCCAUGGAGGAAGUGCUGGGUGAUGACGAUGAUGACGAUGAUGUGAAGGUCGAGAAGAGCAGUGUGGAAAAGAUGGAGAAGCACAGCAACCCUGAGCUACAAGUCCUGGAGCUCAAACCACCAGCACCAGCUAGCCCCACCAUCCAAGAGGAGGACAGUGUGCAGUUCAACAAGCUGUCGUACCUGGGCUGCACUUGGGUCAAAGCCCCCCGUAAUGAGGCUGAAGCACAGAGGGCAAUGGCUACCUUGCGGGCUGAGAGUGCCAUCCCGAUCCCCAUUACUUUACAUGUACCCUGUGGACCAGAAGGCUCUGUGAGGGUUGUGGACCAGGCAUCAGGUACAGAGAUUUGUUCCUUCCCAAUUUACAAGGUCCUGUUUUGUGCUCGCGGACGGGACGAUUCUGUGGAAAGUGACUGCUUUUGCUUUACUGAGAGUUAUCGGAGCUCUGAAGACUUCCAAAUUCACGUCUUCUCCUGCCAUAUCAAAGAAGCGGUCAGCCGAAUCUUGUACAGUUUUUCUACAGCUUUUCGCCGCUCUUCCCGGCCAACUGAUGUCAGAGAUACGGCGCUCUUGAGUCCUCUUGACAGUGACCUCUUUAUUUUUACCGUCUCUCUGGAGAUUAAAGAAGAGGAUGGCAAGGGAAACUUCAGUCCAGUCCCCAAGGACCGAGACAAAUUGUACUUCAAGUUGCGACAAAGUGUUCAGAAGAAAGUUGUGAUUACAGUCCAGCAAAUUACCAACCGAGAGCUCGUCAUUGAAAGGUGUUUUGGAAUGCUGUUGAGUCCUGGACAGAAGGUUUGCAAUAGUGACAUGCAUCUGCUAGACAUGGAGUCGAUGGGGAAAAGCUCUGAUGGAAAGGCCUAUCUGAUCACAGGAACAUGGAACCCCAAUAUUGCAGCCUUCCAACCCCUGAAUGAAGAUACACCGAAAGAUAAGCAAGUCUACAUGACAGUGGCAGUGGACCUGGUCGUAACUGAGGUGGUGGAGCCAGUUCGCUUCCUGCUGGAAACAUUGGUCAGGGUUUAUCCCUCAAACGAACGUUUCUGGUACUUCAGCCGCAAGACCUUUAGUGAGACCUUCUACCUCAAACUUGGACAGCAUGCAUCAGAGAGGACAGGCCAGAGUGAUGCUGUGUAUGAGGUGGUGAGUCUUCAGAGGGAGGCAGAGAGAAGCAACGAUGGCAAAGGACAACUGACCUUGCCCACCGAAGAAGAGGAGGCAGAUGAUGAUAGUGACAGUGAAAUCUCCAGUGGAACGGGAGAUGUUUCCAAAGAUUGUCCUGAGAAAAUUCUGGAGCUGUGGGGAGCAAUCCUCAACAGAUGGCAUGGGAACCUGUCCACUCGUCCAAAGGGUCUGCACCCAUUGGUCCGCAGCGGCAUUCCAGAGCCACUGAGAGCUGAAGUGUGGCAGCUGCUGGCUGGUUGCCAUGACAACCAUGACCUGCUUGAACACUAUCGCAUCCUCAUCACCAAGGAUUCUGCUCAAGAGGGGGUGAUCACUCGAGACAUCCACCGUACUUUCCCUGCACACGACUACUUCAAGGACUCUGAUGGAGAUGGACAAGAUUCACUCUACAAGAUCUGCAAGGCCUAUGCUGUCUAUGAUGAGGAAAUUGGUUACUGCCAGGGCCAAUCAUUCCUUGCAGCUGUCCUCCUGCUGCAUAUGCCCGAGGAACAGGCCUUUUGUGUGUUGGUAAAAAUCAUGUUUGACUAUGGGCUCAGAGCCCUCUACAAGAACAACUUUGAAGAUCUUCACUGCAAGUUCUAUCAGUUGGAGAAGCUCAUGCAGGAACAGCUACCGGAUCUGUGGUCCCAUUUCCAAGAACUGAACUUGGAGGCACAUAUGUAUGCCUCCCAGUGGUUCCUCACUCUCUUCACCGCCAAGUUCCCUCUUUGCAUGGUUUUCCACAUCACUGAUCUUCUGCUUUGUGAGGGUCUGAACAUCAUCUUCAAUGUUGCCUUGGCUCUGCUCAAGACAUCCAAAGAGGAUCUCUUGCAGGCAGACUUUGAAGGGGCUCUCAAGUUCUUCAGAGUCCAGCUCCCCAAACGCUACAGAGCUGCAGAGAACGCCAGACGGCUGAUGGAACAAGCUUGCAACAUAAAGGUUCCGACCAAGAAGCUCAAGAAGUUUGAGAAAGAAUAUCAGACGCUGAAAGAGAGCCAGCUCCAGCAAGAAGACCCCAUUGAGCGAUACCAGAGGGAGAACCGCCGUCUUCAAGAGGCCAGCAUGCGGCUGGAACAAGAGAACGACGACUUGGCCCACGAACUGGUCACCAGUAAGAUUGCCCUAAGGAAUGAUCUUGACCAGGCAGAAGACAAGGCUGAUGUUUUGAACAAAGAGUUGCUGAGCACCAAGCAGCGUCUAGUGGAGACUGAGGAGGAGAAGAGACGACAGGAGGAGGAGACUGCUCAGCUGAAGGAAGUGUUCCGGAGGGAGCUGGAGAAAGCCGAGCUCGAGAUCAAGAAAACCACGGCCAUCAUAGCGGAGUACAAACAGAUCUGCUCCCAACUUAGCACCAGGCUGGAAAAGCAGCAGGCAGCAACGAAAGAGGAGCUGGAUAUUGUCAGGAGUAAAGUCACGGGUUGCGAGCACUGCCGAGAGCUGUUCAGCGGCCUGGGGUCCCUCCAGGUGUCGUCCCCGGGCCGCGACAACGCGACCUCCGAGCCGUUGGACGAGGAAAAAGAUGCACUGAAGGAGCAGCUCAGACAGAUGGAACUGGAGCUGGCACAGACUAAACUACAGCUGGUCGAGGCCAAGUGUCGCAUUCAGGAGCUCGAACACCAGCGAGGAGUCCUGAUGAACGAGAUCCAAGCGGCCAAGAACUCUUGGUUGAGCAAAACCUUGAGCUCUCUCAAGAGCUCAGCCUCAUCUUCGUCCACCUCCUCUUCCCAGAGUCCGUGUUCUCCAAAGGAAGGGCCGGCCUAGAGUUCUUCACGAUCGCACACAGGACAAAUGCAGUCUUUCCUUUUCUGUCUAUCUGGACUGGGACUAGAUAGAAGAAGGAAAGGUGAAGCAAAGCAGGACACGGACCUGGCCCGAGUAAAUCCAGACAAUAUGGCCUCCUUUGCAGGUGAUGGAGUAUCAGUUCUGUUCGCCCCGUUAUAGCACUCAAACCUCACUAAAAAGCCGAACGGCUUCUUAGCGAGGUUCUAGUGCUUCGUCGCAGUUAUAGUGAUUUCAUUUGAAUUAUAUUGCAAAAAAAAAAAAAAAUUAUAAGAAGAAUAUUGUUGUCUAUGAUGACGUUAUAGCGUAUAUUGUGAUUUGGAGUACUGCAAAGCUACUCUGAAUGGGAGUACUGCAUUGAACGUUGACCCAACACAGCGUUUGUGUUCUUUCUUAAUAGAAUUCUAACUUAAAACACUGUCCUAACAAAAUGUUUCAAAUUAAUUCUUGUUUUUUUUAAUAACCUUGUACAGUUCGUAAAGAGGUAAAAAAAAAAAAAAAAAAGUUUUGUUAGAAAUUUCCUUGUGAUCUCUGUAAGCACAGCGUGUUAACCGUUCCGGUGUAGUCGAAACGCUGACGAGCCAAAUGGACGUCCUCUUGAGUCGGUUUCACUUCGGCCUCCCCACUCGGGGGUUUUAUUGGAUUCUGCCUGUCACGCCAAUCUGCAUUUCACCCAUUAUCAACACAUCCAGUUGGUGCCUGCGAGUAUUUCAUUUGUUUUCAAUGAAAGCAAAUUCCUACUGAAGUCAGAAUAUGUCCGUUGUUCUAAAGAGGACACGUUCUUCCCUUACGUGUUGUUUCCGUCUUUUGAUACUUCCAUUUUAUUUUGAAUGAUGUAAUAACGGUGGCCGAUUGCUGCAUAGCCCCCCCCCACAUAUCUCUGCCGUAUGUUGGGUUAAGUUGCACUGGUUCAGUAUUGAGUUUCAAAUCGUUCCCUUUAUAUUCUCGCGCUCCAAUAGCCCUUCUUUAUUGCCAAAAUCGAAGGCCGCAUGCACCAACACCUUGUUUGCGGUUCACCAUGUUAAAAAUGAGAAAUACCUCUGACUGUUGCGGAGCCGGAGAGCGCACAGUUCUCAUCGUAAAUGGUGAUGAUACACCACCCACCCCCCACCCCCACACACACACACACACACACUCACUUGAACAAGCCAAUUACAGAAAGCAGUUGUAGCUGGUGUGCAGCAGAGAGAGUGGAAAUGUUUUUUUAGAAGAUUUUUUUAUUUAGGAAGAGUAUAUGGAAAAUUUUUGCAUGGUGGAGUAGUGAUUAGCACCCCAGGCCUUCCUGUGUGGGGGGUUUACAUGUUCUCUGUGUACUUGUGUGAGGUGUUUUUUCCCCUCCGAGUACUCUGGUUCACUCCCACGUUCCGAAACAAUAAACAAGCAUGUUAGGUUAUUUGAAACGAAAUUGUAUGUGAAUUUGAGAGUGAUAGUUUCUAGUCUACUGUACGUGCCAUCCGAUUGGCUGUCGGCCAGUCCAGGUUGUACCCGGCCUCUUGCCCAAAAUCCGGCAUAAAUCACCAAUUGGAUUUCAAAAUAAAAGCAUUAGUUCAUGUCAGUUAGCAGGCGCAUUAUACUCCGUCUUCAGUGCCAACAAUUUGUUUUUUACCCCGGCUGCUGUCCGCCUUUUGGACUGCGUGCGAACAUGCGUGCGUUGGCUCAACGAGACUUGGAAUCUUUUCCGUUGGCUGCCUUUUUGGUGCCACGCCAUGGCAGCCUCACUGGUCCCAUUGGGUCCUGGCGGACGCCCACUCGGUCAAGCGGCCGAACUGGACCAAUUGCACGAAAGUGGGGGAAGACGCCGAUGUUUCCGUUAACAUUCCUACUGCUUUUUCCAUGAUGUGACCAUCCCGACAACGUUUUGGGCCAGACCCUCGCCAUUUACAUACACUAACACAAACAUGACUAUACGAUUUGGGUUGGUUUAAAACUUCAUAAUGAUUUUAGCUGAGAAUUGUUGUUCCAGAUAGGAUGGUUGCCAGUUUAUCCUUCACUCUGACUGUUCACAUUGAGAGGCGAUUGUUAAGUCACUGUCUGAUCUGUAUUAAUAAAUGUCAUGGCUUCUAUUCA